ACACCCAAGAGCGGCUUCGAGCCGCUAUUGGGUGAAUGCGUUUUCGGCUGCGCUCCGGAAGGUUGCAUCGCGCUUCGUUUGCCUUGCAGGUGUAAACAUCCACAAUUAUUGCCCCCAAACUGACGGAGAAUGGACGGCGAGGCUGACGGAACAAUAUCCUUCUGUUAGAAACAGAGGCGUGCGCAGAGGAAACUCGGCGACAAUAUUGCCGAGCAAACGAUGUCGUUCCGUCAGGUCUUCGGUCAUGGAGGAAAUUUCUGUCUGCCGUAAUGAACGACUAUUGCACCUUCACGACGUCGCAGCUGGAAUCAGCUUUCGCAGUUGAGUUGAAAGAGCAGCUGCAGAAAAGGAAGCAGCGUUUGUGAGCGCAAUAGUGAAUCAACCUAAAUCAGUACACCCACACCAAGUUAGGGUUUCUCGAGAGUUUCAGGAGACUAUGACACUCAGACUAAGUUACGUCGUCAAUUCGACGAAAUAGACGCGCUCUUUUCGACGAGUAGCAUUACUGUCGACGCGACGAAGGGUUGAGACGAUGUAACCUGGGACCACGCGAGCCACGCUCGAGCGGUAUUGGUGACGCCCGCGAUACAUGCCGCCUGGAACUCCCGCAGCAAGAGGAGAUACAAAGUGCCCUAACUACUAGAUUACUUUUGAGUCGACUCAAAGGGGGAGCGGCCAAGUGGACUGCAGCGGGUGCUGUGGGCGAGGGGAUGAGAGGAGGGUUCAAGAGGGGGGGAGUGGUGGGUGUGUUUGGGGAAUGGGGUUGGGUUGGAUUGGGAGAGGGUACAGUUUAAAAAUCAGGUUCAACCUGAUUUGGUUGAGGAGAAUAGUGGGGGCGAAGUCAGAAGUAGGGCACCCAGUAAGGAGAGCAAUUGAGGGGAAGGAAAAUCAGGGGAGGUGGGACGAGAUGGUGCCACCUCUGCUCUUCCUCCAGCCCCUUUCUCCUUCCGCAAACCUCUCCCUCCAACCCCCUCACGUCCCUUUGGCAUUCCUCGCCUUUUCGCCCAUCCACCAUACCCGUUUCCCCCUCUCCCUUCCUGUCCCCAGGCCCUCCUCACCUGACACCCCUCUGCUGAUUGCUGUGGAGGGAGGAGGGGGGGGAGGGGGGGGGGAAGGAAGAUUGGAAAAGGGUGGGGAGAGUGGAGUGGGGCAGCAGACUCUGAAGCAGCGCAUCCAGUAGGGAGUGAGGGGAAGGGGAAGGACAAGCAGGAGAGUUGGGUGAAGGGCUAAGUCUAGGAUUGAGGGAAUGGGGUGAGAGAAGGCAGAAGGAGAAUGGGAGCAGGAGAGGAGUGAAGCGUGUAGGUGGAGAGGGAGGAUAUAAAACCAACCAACCCGCCCCUCUCGCCUCUUGCUGAUCACCUCUGAUCCGCCAUGUAGUAUUUGCCCUGCCAUGCCAUGCUUGCCCAGCUCCUACUUUCCGCUCCUCCCUUCCUCCUUGUCCCUUGUCCCUUCCGAGUACCAACCAGCCCAUCUCCCCUCUUACUGAUCCCCCCUCGUCCUCCAACCAGUAUUUGCCCUGCCUUGCUUGACCAGCUCUUCCCGUACGCUCCUCCCUCAUCCCUCCUUCCCACCCUCUCCCCCCUUCCCCCCGCCGAGUUUCCCUUCUCAGGUAUUGGUCCUGCAGGGCACCAAUCAGGAUUCAGUCGAGAUUGAGCGUGGAAGCAAAUAAUACACCUAGAAAAAGUCGGUAGAAAGUUCUCUGGCCCUUAACGCAACUGAGGGGUUGACGCAUAACAAGGCGUAGAGUUAUUUGCUGCCCCUGGCACUCAAGUCCAGCGCUGAUUUUAUCAGACUACCGUAAUCCCUCGUAUAAAGCACCCUAUGGUGUUUAUAAAUAUGCAUGAAAAUUUUGGGAUGGGUUAAAUUACUCUGAUUCUCUGAUUUUCAGAGUUGAUUUUGUGUACCACCCUUACGCCUCUGGGUAAAUUUUUUAGAUUUUAUGUUUUCUCUGAUAAGCCAGGGUUUUUUUUUGUACCACCCUGAGGGGUUUACUACCGCCGAGCUGGCCCACGUCAUAUGUUGCCAGACCCACCCUUGCUGGCAGAUAACCUUCUCUCCUAUUGGACACUAGUGUAUUUUUUACGCAGGUUUCGGCGCCACACCCGAGUUUACCACGUCGACUGUUGCCACACUUGUACUCGCUCGACGAAUGGGAGCGUGAAAUGGAAGAGGCGGAUCUGUCGGUUGACAAGCCGGCAGAUCCUCCACCUCCGGAUCCUGUGCCCUCGUCGCCGGCAUCUGCAUCAACAUCGUCGGCUAAGAAGAGACGACGAUACCAGCAGAGACAUC
Molecule: messenger RNA, 2289 nt
Organism: Closterium sp. NIES-67
Lineage: Eukaryota; Viridiplantae; Streptophyta; Zygnematophyceae; Desmidiales; Closteriaceae
Source: the annotation of a GenBank genome assembly